AUGGAUCAGAUGAUGGGGGCUGGUGAUGGAGGUAUGGGGGGCCAGGCUGGAUUUCCUCUGGAAAACUGGUUUUGGGAGAUGCCACUCUGCACGAGAUGGUGGACAACAGCAACAGUUCUUACCAGCGUACUUGUUCAGUGUCAGAUUAUCACGCCAUUCCAGCUCUUUUAUAGCUUUCGUACCGUAUUUUACAAGGCACAGUUCUGGCGGCUUUUGACGACCUUCCUAUACUUUGGACCUUUAUCUCUAGAUCUUGUAUUCCACAUCUUCUUCCUCACGCGCUAUUCGCGGCUAUUAGAGGAGUCUAGCGGGCGAUCUCCGGCUCAUUUUUCGUGGCUUCUGCUAUACUCAACAACAUUCUUAAUCCUUAUAUCGCCUCUGGUAUCAAUGCCUUUUCUGGGUCAGCCGCUCUCAUCGACAUUUGUGUAUAUUUGGUCGAGACGAAACCCUGAGACCCGUCUAUCUUUUCUUGGUCUUCUCGUAUUUACCGCGCCAUACCUCCCAUGGGUCUUGAUGGGAUUUAGUCUCGUGGUGCAUGGAACGAUUCCCAAAGAUGAACUGAUGGGCGUGGUCAUCGGCCAUAUUUGGUACUUUUACAAUGAUGUUUAUCCACCCCUUCACAACGGAAGUAAACCCUUUGAUCCUCCUAUAUGGUGGAGAAGAAUCUUCGAAAGAAGACCUCAGCGAGAAGGAAGCAUUGAUGGGAUUAAUAAUGAAAUUGCUGUAGCCGCAGGGCCUGAAGUUCGAUGA
Molecule: messenger RNA, 750 nt
Organism: Blumeria graminis f. sp. triticale
Lineage: Eukaryota; Fungi; Ascomycota; Leotiomycetes; Helotiales; Erysiphaceae
Source: the annotation of a GenBank genome assembly